CCUGCCAGCAGAAAGGGAUCACAGACGCCGGUAACAGUCAGUGGCGGUGAUUAUGACAAGGAGUAGCUUAACUUAACCCAAAGCCUAAAGCAACACAACUUAGGUCUACUUUUAUACUCUUUAAAAAGCAGUUAUACAUUUGCUUUACUUUUGUAGUCGCACUGUCUGUGGAAAGCCAAGAUGUCAGUGGUAGGAUUUGACUUGGGCUUUCAGAGCUGCUAUGUAGCUGUUGCCCGAGCUGGUGGAAUCGAGACAAUCGCUAACGAGUACAGCGACAGAUGUACACCGUCAUUUGUAUCAUUUGGGCCACGGAAUCGAUCCAUUGGAGCUGCUGCGAAGAGUCAGGUGGUAACCAACCAAAAGAACACAGUGCAGGGCUUCAAACGCUUUCAUGGCAGACCGUUCUCAGACCCGUAUGUUCAGUCAGUCAAGUCAAACUUGGUGUAUGACUUGGCACCGAUGCCUUCUGGAGCCACUGGUAUAAAAGUGAUGUACAUGGAUGAAGAACGAAUAUUUAGCAUCGAGCAGGUGUCUGGCAUGUUGCUGACCAAACUGAAAGAAACUGCUGAAAGUGCGCUGAAGAAACCAGUUGUCGACUGCGUCAUCUCGGUACCAAGUUAUUUCACUGAUGCAGAGAGGAGGUCCGUCAUGGAUGCAGCUCAGAUCGCAGGCCUUAACUGUCUACGACUAAUGAAUGAUACCACUGCAGUGACUCUGGCAUAUGGGAUMUACAAACAGGACCUUCCAGGUCCAGAGGAAAAGCCCAGGAUAGUUGUGUUUGUGGACCUGGGCCACUCUGGUUUCCAAGUGUCUGCUUGUGCCUUCAACAAGGGAAAACUCAAGAUUCUGGCUACAGCUUUUGAUCCAGACCUUGGAGGGAAGGACUUUGAUGAYAUCCUAGUAAACCACUUCUGCCAGGAGUUUGCGAAGAACUACAAACUGGACGUCAGGUCCAAACCUCGAGCGUUGGUGCGGCUUUAUCAAGAGUGUGAGAAGCUGAAGAAGCUGAUGAGCGCCAACUCGUCCGAUCUGCCCCUCAACAUCGAAUGUUUCAUGAACGAUAUCGAUGUUUCUGGAAAACUGAACAGAGGUCAGUUUGAAGAGAUGUGUGCGGGGCUGCUGGCCAAAGUUGAGGGUCCYCUGCGUAGCGUCAUGGAACAAGCCAAGUUGAGAAAGGAAGACGUAUACGCAGUGGAGAUAGUAGGCGGAGCCUCCAGGAUCCCCGCUGUCAAAGAGCGAAUCGGCAAAUUCUUCGGCAAAGAGCUGAGCACGACUCUAAAUGCGGACGAGGCUGUGGCCAGGGGCUGUGCUCUGCAGUGUGCUAUCUUGUCACCAGCGUUUAAAGUGAGAGAGUUCUCCAUCACAGACGUCGUCCCUUACUCCAUUUCUCUAAAGUGGAAUUCAGCUGCAGAGGACGGUCUGAGUGAUUGUGAGGUUUUCCCAAAGAACCACCCAGCUCCUUUUUCUAAAGUGCUGACCUUUUACCGGAAGGAGCCCUUCACCCUUGAAGCCUACUACACUAAUCCCAAGGAGAUACCCUACCCCAAUGUCACUAUAGGUCAGUUCUUGGUUCAGAACGUCGUUCCACAGGCGUCAGGCGAGAGCACCAAGGUUAAGGUGAAAGUGCGCGUCAACGUCCACGGUGUGUUCAGCGUGUCGAGCGCUUCGCUAGUAGAGAUUGUGAAAGUAGCUGAGGGGGAGGAGCCAAUGGAGACGGACCAGACAGUGAAGGAAGAGGAGAACAAAAUGCAGGUGGACCAGGACGAUCAGAAACCCAAGGACGGAGACAACGGAGACAAGAAAACAGAGGCAGAGGAAAUGGAGAUGUCAACAGGGGAAGCCAAAGAGGAGAAGAAGAGCGACCAGCCUCCUCAGGCUAAGAAAGCCAAAGUAAAAACAAAGACUGUGGAUCUGCCCAUAGAGAGCAAACUGCAGUGGCAGCUGCCCAGUGAUGAGCUCAAUGUGUUCGUGGAGAAUGAGGGGAAAAUGAUCAUGCAAGACAAGCUGGAGAAGGAGAGAAACGACGCAAAGAACAACGUAGAAGAAUACGUGUACGACAUGCGAGACAAACUGCACGGUGUGCUGGAGAAGUUUGUGAAUGAAGCUGAUCGUGAUUUGUUUUCAUUAAAACUCGGAGACACAGAGUGUUGGUUGUAUGAAGACGGAGAGGACCAACAGAAACAAGUUUACAUUGACAAACUGGUUGAACUGAAGAAAAUGGGUCAGCCCAUUCACGAUCGGUACGUGGAAGCCAAUGAGAGACCGAAAGCAUUUGAGGAACUGGGCAGACAAAUCCAGAAAUACACAAAGAUCAUAGAAGCUCACAAAGCAAAGGAUGAGCAGUAUGAUCACCUGGACGAGUUGGAGGUGACUCGGAUCGACAAGCACGUCAAUGAUACCAUGGCCUGGAUGAACUCUAAGAUGAACCAGCAGAACAGUCAGGACCUCGCCUUGGACCCUGUGGUACGAGUUGGAGAGAUUCAGGCCAAGGCUAAGGAGCUUUAUUCAUCCUGUAACCCAGUGGUGUCCAAACCUAAACCCAAAGUUGAGCCUCCUAAGGAGGAGAAGAUGGAGAACGGGCCAGUCAAUGGGCAGGAAGUAACAGAAAACCAGCCAUGCAACCCAGACAACGCAAAGUCACCAGGCACAGAGCAGGAAACGGUGGACAAGCCUGAGAUGGACAUUGACUAACUUGUUUUUCUGCUGCCAACCUUGAGUUUUCCGUUCUUCGUGCUGCUACUUUCCCCCGUUCUGCCCCUCUUUGGAGAUUGUUAUUGAUGACACCGUAGCCUCUCUUAAAGACAGACAACAGCAUCUGUUACCAGUGCUAAUCAUCAGGCUGCCUCCACGGCACGUCUUUUCUUAUAUUCUUGGAGUAUAAAAAUAAUAUUAUUAUUGAAUGAACUACUUGAAGACUUGAAAGUUGUGAGUGUGGGGGUGGAGGCUGCUUUCUCUGUGCUGCUUUGAUGGCUGUAAUGUUUAAGGUUAUAUUCAGCUUCUCCUGAGCACAUUUAAGCUUGUCAGAUCUGAUGAACUGUGCAACAGGGCCGUUCACACUAAUAGUACCUAGAAAAAUUGUGAAAUUGUAAAAUGGAGUUUGUUUUAAGAUAUAAAUACAGGGACGUUGGGGACUUGAGUUGUUUCAAUUGUAAAUGUAAAACUGCAUUUCUUUUCUCUCCACCACAACUUCUGGAUGUUGAAUGAAACAGAAAAUGUUUUUUUUUGUUUGUUUGUUUUUUUAAGUUGUACUGAAAAAGCUGAGAUUUAGAUACAAGUUACUGUCAUGCAGUAUUUCAUUGUUCUGCUUUUCUCAUUUAAAAAGCAAUUACCCGUUUGUUCUCUGGUAGCCUUGUAAUGUUCUUUUUUUUCUACUUUAAAGUUGUGAUUGUUGGUUCAACACGUCACCAGAAAGGCAAAAAAAUAAUUCCUAAAAAUAAAGUUCUGAGAAAACCC
Molecule: messenger RNA, 3453 nt
Organism: Austrofundulus limnaeus
Lineage: Eukaryota; Metazoa; Chordata; Actinopteri; Cyprinodontiformes; Rivulidae
Gene: hspa4a
Product: heat shock protein 4a
Exons: 19
Coding region: 181-2691 (836 amino acids)
Biological process (GO): protein folding
Cellular component (GO): nucleus; cytosol
Molecular function (GO): ATP-dependent protein folding chaperone; ATP binding
Source: RefSeq, a predicted model, not a curated record